Molecule: messenger RNA, 1037 nt
Organism: Scophthalmus maximus (turbot)
Lineage: Eukaryota; Metazoa; Chordata; Actinopteri; Pleuronectiformes; Scophthalmidae
Product: kazal-type serine protease inhibitor domain-containing protein 1-like
Exons: 2
Coding region: 681-1037 (118 amino acids)
Biological process (GO): regulation of signal transduction; regulation of cell growth
Cellular component (GO): extracellular region
Molecular function (GO): insulin-like growth factor binding
Source: RefSeq, a predicted model, not a curated record
GGCUACUUAAUAGCCUAUACAAUAGCCAAUACAAUAGGUAAUGCAUGCUGAACAUAUGUUAGGAUCACUGUGUUCACAUACACAGUUGGUAGUUUUCUGUUAAGUGUGUAUGAAGUGCAGAUUGAGCCGGAUUCUUUCAUAUCCUGUGCCAUUUCCUGAAGUCCGUUUGCCAGCCCUGUCCUCCCCCAGAGACACUGGCACACGAAGAAAGGCCGUAGAAUUGGGAGAAGAAAAAAAAAAGAAAAGACGAGUCUAAUACCUGAGAGAUGAAAUUCGCUCGCUCCAUUCACUGCAAAUGAUGCCUCUUUGUUGGAAGGGAUUUGGAGCCGAUGAAGAAAUCUCAAGGAGGAAAACAACAUGUCAAAAUAAUUCAGCAGGGGUGCAUGGUCAUAAUAACAGGGGGAGAAAAAAAAUCCAACCAUUCAGAAGAGGACAAAAGAGAGGGGGACAGAAGGAAACAUUUAAAAGUCAGAGGAGGGGAAACAUGUGACUCUGAUAGAGAACAGCAGGAAACCAGGACUGCCAUCUCUCUUAUAAACCUGGCACAGUUUGUAAAGCAUUUUACAGUUUAAUUUCGGGUCAGCUGUGUGCCAUCAAGUUGUUACUUCAGGAUUUGCGUUUGGACCUUUUGUGUUGAUCCAGGUCAGCAGCAUGGCACUGCUCUGCCUGUGUGUCUGUGUAUGUGCGAGCGUAUGGCUCCACACCACCGCCCCUGCACCGUGGGAGGCCGGGGCGGUGGGAGGAGGGUGAGGGCUGCAGGGAGCUGCAGCCAGCACCUCUGCCCCCCGGGGCCUGUGGAUUGCCCCGUCCGCAGGACAAAAGGUGGCUGCUGUGAGCAGCGUGCCGACGUAGAGGGGCAGCAGUGUGACCCGGAUGGGUCCCACAAGUUCUAUGGCCGCUGUGGAGAAAGGCCUAGUCUGCCAGAGGAGUUUGGCUGCGAGGUCUCAUCUUACCCUCUUCCAAACCUGAACUGGAGGAAGACGGGAAGCGACCACUUCCUGCCAGGGGACGAUCCUCACAUCUCUGUCCAGGUUUGA